Molecule: messenger RNA, 1350 nt
Organism: Pogonomyrmex barbatus (red harvester ant)
Lineage: Eukaryota; Metazoa; Arthropoda; Insecta; Hymenoptera; Formicidae
Biological process (GO): DNA catabolic process
Cellular component (GO): cytoplasm
Molecular function (GO): nucleic acid binding; 3'-5'-DNA exonuclease activity
Source: RefSeq, a predicted model, not a curated record
GUGAUACGGGAACGUGCCUCUAUGAAAAUUUGUAGAUCUGUUCUUUUCAGCUGAACUCGCACGUUCAUUCUCUCCAUGUUGAAAAGAAAAGCUGAACUGCACGAAGUUCAGCUGAAAAGAACAGACUUUUUGUUUUUUAACUGUUCCAUGUUGCACUUCUUGCACUUGAAAUGAAAUGGAUAUAAGAUCAGAGAUUAGAGAAAAGGAAAAAAAUGAGAAAAAAAAUGAGAUAAAAUGAGAUAAAAGAUUACUACUCUAUCGGAUAUAAAUAUCUCAUGUAAUCGAAUUGUUCAAAACCACGUCAAGCUACGCCUGAUUUUCUGAAGAAGAUGAGUGCAAAUCGAAAGAUAUUUUAACGUGAGACAUUCCACUACGUCUCGCUGUUGCAUUGUCGAAAAUAAUGAUCAGUUUCGGAGAAUUGUUGAAUAUCAAUAUGAAGAAGUUUUCUUGACAAUAAAGUAAAACUUUUUUUUAUUAAAUAGUAACUUUAUGGAUUCUCUUCUGUAAAGGAAUUAAGAACAUUCUAUCUGUUUAGCUAUAUAUAUAUAUAUAUAAAUGUACUUACAUAGGAUACUUUAACCGGUAAAUCCCCGAUAAAAAUAAUGUGAUGAUUUUGUGCAUGAAUUGGAUAUUUCACCAGUCAAAGUGACAUUAUAUUGCAGAUUUAUGUGAAAUAUUGGUACAUAGAAGCUUAGAACUGCCUGAAAUGUUGCAUGUUAAAUGAAUGUUUAGCACAUGAAUCUUAUCUCAGAUUCCAAUGUAUUUACUAAAUAUCUUUUGAUAAUUAUAGAAAUCGCAUGAUAACGAGAAUAAUACAGAAGUAAAUAUUGAUGAACAACUGAAGAAAUUGACAUAUACCUAUAAUGGAAAUAAAGACAUUUAUCUUUUUUGACUUAGAGACAACUGGUCUCAUAAAGGAAAAAAUUAUGCCGAGAAUAACGGAAAUUGCUUUAGUUGCUGUUUCAAGAGAAUCGAUAUUUAAUUGCAACAAAAAUUCCAUACCAAGGCUCUUAAGUAAACUAGUGCUUCCAGUUAAUCCACAGACAAUGAUACCACCAAUUGUGGAAGAUAUGACAAAGUUAUAUAACGAUGACAUGCAGCUAGUACAGCCAUUUGAAAUUGAAGUUUAUGAAUUAAUAAUUAGUUUUUUGCAACGUUUCUCGCCACCAAUUUGUUUCGUAGCACAUAAUGGUAACAAGUUUGAUUAUCCAAUUUUCUUGGCAGAACUUGCAUGUAUUAAUAAGGACCAAAAAUACAGGACUUGUUAAACGAUGAAUAUAAUGAUUCGCUCUCCAUGUUGGAUAUAGACAUGAUGAUCAAAGAGGGAAAUGUUGAAGUUAUCAAUGUACC